UAAGAAACAACAUCUUUAGAGAACGGAUCAGAGAGAGAGAAAGAGAGAGAGAGAGACAGAGAGAGACAGAGAGAGAGAGAGAGAGAGAGAGAAAAAAAGCCACAAGUCUUUUUUAAAUUUAAUUAGAUUUAUUUGUCAAUUUACAAAUAAUUGAGGACAACAACAGUAAAAAACUUCUACAACGUAUUUCCAUUGUGGCCCCUCUGACCACAACCAUCUUCUAUAACAUGGAUGACGAACGAGUGGGAACCUUUGUAUCGUGGGACUAUGUCGUAUUCGCAUGUCUGUUCGCGGUCUCCUCGGGGAUAGGGGUGUUCUUCGCGGUGAAGGAGAGGAAGAACCCCUCGUCGGAGUUCCUGGUAGGGGGUCGUCAGAUGACCUGCGGUCCCGUGGCUCUGUCCCUCACUGCCAGCUUCAUGUCUGCUGUCACCGUGCUGGGGGCGCCCUCCGACGUCUACCGCUCUGGGGGGUCGUUCGUCCUCUUCGGCGUGGCCUACACCUUCGUGGUCAUCGCUACAGCUGAACUGUUUGUGCCAGUGUUCUACAGAUCGGGGAUAACGAGUACCUACGAGUAUUUAGAGAGGCGGUUCUGUAAGGGGGUUCGCAUGGCUGCCACUCUGAUUUAUAUUUUGCAGACGAUCUUAUAUACUGGGGUUGUGGUGUAUGCUCCUGCCUUGGCCCUCAAUCAAGUCACUGGCUUCAACCUUUGGGGAUCUAUAUUUGCAACAGGAGUUGUGUGCACAUUCUACUGCACGCUGGGUGGGCUGAAGGCAGUGGUGUGGACAGAUGCGUUCCAGAUGGUGGUGAUGGUAGUGGGCUUCAUGACCGUGCUGGUCCAGGGGACCCGGAAAACAGGGGGCGCGGCCUCCGUGUGGGAGGUGGCUAAAAACGGAAACAGACUCGACAUCUUUGACUUUGACCCUGACCCUCUGAGACGUCAUACUUUCUGGACCAUCUCUAUUGGGGGAACCUUCACCUGGCUGGGUAUCUACGGGGUUAACCAGUCAACUAUACAGAGAUGCAUCUCCUGCAAAACAGAGACACACGCCAAACUAGCUCUGUACUUCAACCUGCUGGGUCUGCUGGUCAUCCUGGUGUGUGCGGUGUUCUCCGGUCUCAUUAUGUAUGCUUUCUACGCCAACUGUGAUCCAUGGACCGCCCAGUCAGUCACAGCACCAGACCAGCUCAUGCCGUAUUUUGUCAUGGAGAUUCUGGGGGGUUAUCCCGGUCUUCCGGGGCUGUUUGUUGCCUGUGCGUUCAGUGGAACACUCAGUACUGUGGCAGCCAGCAUCAAUGCCCUGGCCACGGUGACCUAUGAAGACUUUGUUAAGCAGUGUUGUACUAACCUCUCCAACAAAGCCAGCGGCUGGAUCAGUAAAGGACUGUGUAUUGUGUUCGGCGUAGCCUGCACCACUAUGGCAGUUGCUGCAUCCUACAUGGGAGGGAUUGUACAGGCAGCUCUGAGUAUCCAUGGUAUGUGUGGUGGUCCCAUGCUGGGCCUCUUCUCACUGGGAAUCGUCUUCCCCUGGACCAACUCUAUGGGAGCAGCCGGCGGUCUGACAGUGGGCAUCGCCCUGUCGUUCUGGGCGGGUGUUGGAGCCUUCAUCUACCCUGCUCUAGACAUCAACACUAGACCUCUGUCUCUCAGUAUAGAGGGAUGUCUUCAACCAAACUCAUCUGACCCCACCACCAGUGUUCCACCUUCUUACCUGGACCCUACCGCUCUACCAUCAAGGUCAUCCCUGGCUGACCACUGGUACUCCAUGUCCUAUCUGUACUAUAGCGCUGUUGGAUUUUUAGCCACCGUUACUGCUGGUCUGCUCAUCUCCUUCAUCACAGGUUCAACACACACCGUCUGCCUGCCUGCAAAGGUUCAACACACACCGUCUGUCUGUCUGCCUGCCUGCAAAGGACACACCAGGAGUCGAGACGUGAAACCGUGGCUCCUACGACCAGUGUGUAACCUCUUCUGUUUUUGGUCAAAGAAGUACAAGAAGAUGUGCUGGUGUGGCGUCAACCACGAGUUAAAACAGGACAUGGAGUGCCCAGACGCAGAUACUGUUAAAGAUGAAGGUCCCUUUGUCAAGGAAGAUAUCGGCAGAAAGGGGAUGAAGAGGAAAAUACAGCCUGCCAAAAACUGUUAUAACCUGCAAGAGAAAGCACAUGACAACGCUGGCUUUACCGAAGACACAAAGCCUUUUUAAAAGCCAUAGAACUAGAAUGACUAAUUACUGUAAUAUAAUACUUACUGUAAUUCUGUGUGUAUGUUAAAAGCAUUAUAAUGUUUAGUCUCUGAAAGGUAAUAAAAUGCUUAGAUUGGUGACUACAUGA
Messenger RNA from Salmo salar (Atlantic salmon), 2331 nucleotides. It is a transcript of the gene slc5a12, whose product is annotated as solute carrier family 5 member 12. Gene Ontology annotation, molecular function: symporter activity. Gene Ontology annotation, cellular component: extracellular exosome; membrane. Gene Ontology annotation, biological process: transmembrane transport; sodium ion transport. NCBI's taxonomy places the organism in Eukaryota, Metazoa, Chordata, Actinopteri, Salmoniformes, Salmonidae. The record is from RefSeq and is a predicted model, not a curated record.